CUUGUUCUGCUGCUUCCUAGCUAUGUUAGUUUGGGCAAGUCACUUAAUGUUCUGGUUUUCUCAUCAGUAAAACUAAAAUAAAAAUACCUAGCUCAUAGGACAAUUUAUGUAUUUAUUCAUUAGUCAUUAGACAGUUGUUGAAUGCCUACUGUAUGCCAGAUGUUUUGACUGGCCCUGGGAAUGCAGAAAGGAUCAAGAAAGGCAGAUUCCUAUUGUUAUGAAACUUAUAUACUAGUUGAGAAAACAGAUACCAUAGAAAUAAUAGCCUUUGUGGAAAAUACACAAAAUGGGUGUAUAGUACAUUGUUUUAUGUUAUGAGGAGCACAUGAUCUAACAUAUAUAAAGAGCAUAGCAUAAUCUGCACACAGGUGGUACUCAGAAGAUGUGAAUGUCAUCUACCAUUGCCAGUUAGGUGUUUAUUGAGCAUCUUCUGCAUAGGAGUGGAAUGUGUAUGAGCAGGCACUAUGGGUUGUUUUUCCAUUUUUCCCAGUAUUGAUUAUAUUUACAUUCAUUUUACAAGCAUGUGUAUGUGUCAGGGUUGUACAAGGCUCUGGAUCAGUGUUAAUCCAGUAUAAUUAGAGUGAAGAGUGUAGAGAAUAAUACAGGAAGUGGCUGUAAAGUUAAAUUGGAGCAGACUGAGACUGCCUUUACUACCUUAUAAAGGUGUUAAUUAAUUGCAUUCUUUUACACACUAGGCUAGGGAAAUGCAAAGAUGAUUGAGGUUGAAGCUUGCACUUCAAAUUGUGGAAUCACAUAAAUGUGAUUCACAUUAUGUGCACAUAAAUGAUCACUUUUUUUUCUUCCUUACUAAUUUGGAUGCUUUUUCUCUAUUUUUCUUGCCUGAUUGUUACUGCUAGGACUUCCAGUACUGUGUUGAAUAAAAGUAGUGAGAGUGGGCAUCUUUGUUUUGUUCCUGAUCUCAGAGGAAAAACUCUGUUUUUCACCCAUUGAUAUGAUGUUAGCUGUGGGUUUUUCAUAUAUGGUCUUUACUAUGUUGAGGUGUGUUCUCUUUACACCUACUUUGUUGAGUUUUUAAUGAAUGGAUGUUGUAUUUUGUCAAAUGCUUUUUCGGCAUCUAUCAAUAUGAUCUUAUGUUUUUUAUCCUUUCUUUUGUUAAUGUGAUGUAUCAUGUUGAUUGAUUUGAGAAUAUUGAACCACCCUUGGAUCCCUGGAGUAAAUCCCAUUUGAUGAUGGUGAAAGAUUUUUUUAAUGUAUUGUUGCAUUCAGUUUGGUAAUAUUUUGUUAAGUUUUGCAUCUAUGUUCAUCAGAGAUACUGGCCUGUAGUUUAAAAAAAAUUUUUUUUUAAUGUUUAUUUUUGAGACAGAGAGAGACAGAGCAUGAACGGGGGAGGGUCAGAGAGAGGGAGACACAGAAUCCGAAGCAGGCUUCAGGCUCUGAGCUAUCAGCACAGAGCCUGACGUGGGGCUUGAACCCACAGACCGUGAGAUCAUGACCUGAGCCAAGGUCGGAUGCUCAACCCACUGAGCCACCCAGGCGCCCCCUGGCCUCUAGUUGUAUUUUGUAGUGUCUUUAUCUGGUUUUGGUAUCUGGGUAAUGCUGGACUCAUAGAAUGAAUUUGGAAGCUUUCCUUCCUCUUCUAUUUUUUGGAACAGUUUGAGAAGGAUAGGUACUAACUCUUCUUUAAAUGUUUGGUAGAAUUCACCUAUGAAGCCAUCUGAUCCUGGACUUUAGUUUGUUGGGAGUUUUUUGAUUACUGAUUCAAUUUCAUUGCUAGUAAUUGGCCUGUUCAAAUUUUCUAUUUCUUCUUUAUUUAGCUUUGGUAUGUUAUAUAUUCUUAGGAAUAUAUCCAUUCCUUCAAGUUUGUCCAAUUUGUUGGCAUAUAAUUUUUCAGAAUACUUAAUCCUUUGUAUUUCUGUGGUGUCAGUUAUUUCUCCCCUAUCGUUUCUGAUUUUAUUUAAAUUCUCUCUUUUCCUCUCUUUUUGAGGAGUCUGGCUAAAGAUUUAUCAAUCUUGUUGAUCUUUUCAAAGAACCAGCUUCUGGUUUCAUUGAUCUGUUUUAUUGGUUUUAGUCUCUAUUUCAUUUAUUUCUGCCCUAAUCUUUAUUAUUUCUGGAAAGUUGAGAUUUUUUUCCCCCCUGAACUUCAGGGUUCUUUCCCUGUGUUGUCCCCUGAGAGGCUUUUAUUGAUGGGGACAACCUGCCAUCAGACCAGAUAUCUGCUCCCAGUCUGUUAGGGUUGCAGUGUCCCUGAACCACAGGGCUCUCUUUUUGUGCUGCCCUGCAUGAAGUUUUUGUUUGUGGGUAGGGCCAGCAGUCAGAUCAGAUGUCUGCCCCAGCCUACUGUUCAGGGGCUGCAGUUGACCUGGUGUCUGUGGUUAUCUUCCCUUCUCCCAGGGCAGGAGUCACUUUGGAGUAGUGUUGGCCACUGUCAGGGCUGCUUGCUCAAUGAGACAUCAGAUGCCUUGGAGGGACUCUUGCUGAGCGAGGCAGUUAAGAUGGGGUGGAUCCACAGGAGAAUGUGGGGGCAAGAGCAUGGCCGUAGUGUUAGCAAGCUAGGUAGCAAGUGUUCAUCCUGGCUCCCACAGGUGUCUGGGUAUCUAGGUUGGCAGGGAGGGGAAGAGAAAUGGUGGCCACUAGCUCUUUUCUUCUUGGACAAGUCUCCUAACGAUCCCUGCUCGCCCUUCCAGUGCGUGCUCAGAUUAGUAAAUAAAUCCUUCCCAUAUACCCCAGGCACUUUUCAAACCACUGCUUCUAGGUGGAAUUGUUUGUUAUGCUGUCUCUCUAAGGGCAGGGACUCAGUGUUCUUAGUGAUAAUCCCCACUGAUUGCCCCUUCUGUUUUUGGUUAGUCCUGCAGGUUAGUUUGGUUACCAAAUGGGUUCUGCCCUUCUAUCAUUUUUUUCUGGACAAUUAAUUGUGGAGAGUUUGGUUUGUUUCCUGCGUUAAUUACCCUGAUGUAUAAAUAAUCACUUCCUGAAGCAAGUUGUGAAAUGGAUGGAGGAAUGUGUAGUGGGAAAAUACUGAACUCAGAGUUAAGUAUAGAGGAAAUUGAAAGACUUUCUGAGCAGUUAGAAGAAAAAGAGCAGGAGAAGCAGCAGCUGAUGAGCCAGCCGGAGCAUGAGCGAGAGAAGGAAGUUGCCCUGCUGCGGCAGAGCGUGGCAGAGAAGGAACGAGCCCGGGCUGCCAGCGACAUUCUGUGCCGCUCCUUGGCCGAUGAGACCCAUCAGCUGCGGAGGACUCUGGCCGCCACUGCCCACAUGUGCCAGCAUCUGGCCAAGUGUCUGGAUGAACGACAGCGCACACAGGGGGACUCGAGGGAGAAAAGUCCUGAGCCAGAGCGUACAGGCGGGGACACCUGUGUCCGGGAUGUUAUCGAGAAGUUACAGGAAGAAAAUCGACUGUUGAGACAGAAGGUGACCCAUGUAGAAGACCUUAACGCCAAGUGGCAGCGCUACGAUGCCAGCAGGGACGAGUAUGUGAGGGGGCUCCACGCGCAGCUUCAGGGGCUACAGGCCCCCCGUGAGCCCGAGAGACCCUCCCCUCCUGAGCUGAUGAGGAAGGAGAUCUCCAGGCUCAACAGGCAGCUGGAGGAGAAGAUAAAUGACUGUGUGGAAGCGAAGGAGGAGCUGACGGCUGUGAGGAGGGCCCGCGAUGCGGCACUGGAGCGGGUGCAGAUGCUGGAGCAGCAGAUUCUUGCUUACAAGGAUGAUUUCACCUCGGAAAGGGCCGAUCGAGAGCGUGCUCAGGGGAGGAUUCAAGAGCUGGAGGAGCAGGUGGCCGCCUUGCGGCACCAGGCGUCCCGGAGGCAGGACUGCCGAGAGCGGGGCUCCUGCCGGACGCACACGGGGAGCAAAACCCCCAAGUACUUAGAGACCAGUGUCUUGGAGCUUGUGGCACCCAGUGGCCGGAGGGCCGGGACUGGAUCUCAGGGGCCGGACUUCUCCGCAGAGGGCAGGUGUCCUGGAGCAACGACCCGGAGAGGGCAGGGGGAGCUUCAGUGCCCUCACUGCCUGCAGCACUUCGAUGACGAGCAAGGCGAGGAGCUCUUCAGGCACGUGGCUGAGUGCUGCCAGUGAGGCCCUGAGGCUGGAGCUACCUGUGACCCUGUGGCUUCUGAGGGGGCUCGGCCCUGGGCGGGGGCGAGAUCCCCUGAGACCCAGGACCCAGCACAGAUUAAGGGGGUUUCUGAUCCUUCACCUUGGUCAUCCUUGGGUGGUGGAACACACCAAGUUGGAGGGAACUUCUCGUGGGGCGCCUGCCUCUGGGAGGGCCUGGCUUGGCUUCUGGUAUGGAGUGCGCCCCUCCCUGCCCCCCGCCGGCCGGCUGUCCGGUCAAGACCAGGAGCAGGGGGCGCACGAACGCUCACAGGCAACAUGACAGCCCCAGUCAGCCUGCGCCUGGGCCGCUGCAGCUCGCUGGGAAGAGGUGGCUGCCUGCAGGGACCACGUGUGUGGGCCCCCGGUUCUGUUGAGUCGGGACCAGGUUUGUAGACUGAGCCCUGUGGCAACACAUUGCACACGAGGACUAUUCUCGGCCACCGCAGAGACACGUGUCCUCACAGAAAUGCACUGCAAUAGCAUUUGCCACCUAUCUCAAAGUCAAAAGACAUUUUACAUUUACUUAUUUUUAUAAUAAAUACACUUGCUAUGGUGA
Neofelis nebulosa (Clouded leopard) is the source of this 4609-nucleotide messenger RNA. RefSeq names its product TNFAIP3 interacting protein 2 (gene TNIP2). Gene Ontology annotation, biological process: regulation of transcription by RNA polymerase II; cellular response to lipopolysaccharide. Gene Ontology annotation, molecular function: K63-linked polyubiquitin modification-dependent protein binding. Lineage: Eukaryota; Metazoa; Chordata; Mammalia; Carnivora; Felidae. The record is from RefSeq and is a predicted model, not a curated record. The transcript has 6 exons. The coding region runs from base 2947 to 4032 and encodes 361 amino acids.